This is a messenger RNA of Hylaeus volcanicus, 670 nucleotides long. RefSeq lists its product as uncharacterized. The record is from RefSeq and is a predicted model, not a curated record. NCBI's taxonomy places the organism in Eukaryota, Metazoa, Arthropoda, Insecta, Hymenoptera, Colletidae. The coding region runs from base 107 to 601 and encodes 164 amino acids. Gene Ontology annotation, molecular function: proton-transporting ATPase activity, rotational mechanism. Gene Ontology annotation, cellular component: proton-transporting V-type ATPase, V0 domain. Gene Ontology annotation, biological process: proton transmembrane transport. The transcript is spliced from 5 exons.
CUUAAAAAAUUGCAUUUGACUGAACAAUACAUUAAAAUUUUUUCUUUUUAUUUUAAAGUUGCUGAUAAAAAAAUUUCGUUUUUGUGUUGAAUUGUAUUAAAACAAUAUGGCUCCGAUUUGUGAUCCUAACGCAGCCUUUUUUGGUUUUAUGGGAGUUACCUGUGCUGUUGUUUUUUGCAAUUUAGGCUCUGCAUACGGCACAGCCAAGGCUGGUGUUGGUAUAGCAUCGAUGGGUGUUAUGAGACCUGAUUUGGUGAUGAAGUCAACAAUACCUGUUAUUAUGGCAGCGCUUUUAGGAAUUUAUGGACUUGUUAUGGGCAAUUUUAUAAAAACUAAAAUUGUUUCCAAUGUAGAUGCCUACUCGUUUCACUUAGCGUAUUCUCAUUUGGCAGCUGGACUUACCGUUGGCCUGUCUUCGCUAGCAUCGGGUCUUGCGAUCGGUAUAGUUGGAGAUGCUGGAGUUCGAGCUAUUGCGCAACAACCCCGUCUAUUCGUUGGUGUAUUACUGAUGUUAAUUUUUGCGGAAGCCUUAGGAUUAUACGGCUUUAUCAUUGCAGUGCUUAUAACUGGGGAAGAUAAACAUAGUACAUGCACUGCUUAAUAAAUAAUAUAUUAUAUAAAAAAAAAUGCUAAAAAAAUUGAAACAAUAAUAAAGGUGGUGGUUUAAAAA